UUGUUACCGUCCUUCCUCUCUGGUGGCCUGCCAUGCUCAGAGUACUCUUGAAAGCAACGUUGUUGCCAACCCGUGGGGGAAAAUGUUUUUUCUCGACUUCUUUAGCCAGAAAAGCCCUUAAGAAUUCUGAGGGGCAGAAGGUACCGAGCGUCAUAUGGCCAAUAAGAGUCGGAAGUAAAUGGGAAAAACUUAGUUCGGAUGAAUUGUUUGAUCAAAAAACUGUUGCUGUUCUCGCUCUUCCAGGGGCAUUCACUCAAACCUGUUCAUCUAACCAUCUUCCUCGUUACAAUGAAUUGGAGGGGCUUUUUAAAAAACAUGGCGUUGACAAAAUAGUCUGUAUCUCCGUUAAUGAUAGUUUUGUUAUGAAUGAGUGGGCUCGCUCCCAGAAAAUUGAUAAAGUUACUCUUGUACCAGACGGAAACGGAGAGUUUACCGAAAAAAUGGGAAUGCUCGUCAACAAAGACUCGCUAGGGUUUGGAAAGCGAUCAUGGAGAUAUUCCAUGUUAGUUAAAAAUCGGGUCAUUGAAAAGAUGUGGAUCGAGCGCGAAGUUGAGGGAGAUCCCUAUGAAGUUUCUGACGCCGAGACCAUGCUGAAGUACCUCGACCCCUCUCGCGAAAUCCCCAAAGCCAUUACCAUCUUUACAAAGCGGGGAUGCCAGUUUUGCCAGGAGGCUAAGAGGCUGCUUGACUCAAAGAAUCUUCACUACGAAGAAUUAGUUAUUGGAGAGGACUUGACCCCCACGGGAUUACGUGGUGUCUCUGGAAAAACUACAGUGCCGCAGAUUUUUUAUGGAGGAAAACAUGUGGGCGGUCAAGAAGAACUUAAAAAGUUUUUAAAAAAUAUAUGUUUUUAAGGAAAUAUUUUUCCUCACUUGAAUAAAAGAAAUUAACAAUUUUUUAUUAAA
This is a messenger RNA of Zophobas morio, 905 nucleotides long. Its product is annotated as hybrid peroxiredoxin hyPrx5-like. Gene Ontology annotation, molecular function: thioredoxin peroxidase activity. The record is from RefSeq and is a predicted model, not a curated record. The transcript is spliced from 6 exons. Bases 33 to 854 code for a protein of 273 amino acids. Lineage: Eukaryota; Metazoa; Arthropoda; Insecta; Coleoptera; Tenebrionidae. Gene Ontology annotation, biological process: hydrogen peroxide catabolic process; cellular response to oxidative stress; cell redox homeostasis. Gene Ontology annotation, cellular component: cytoplasm.